Neopsephotus bourkii (Bourke's parrot) is the source of this 1232-nucleotide messenger RNA. It is a transcript of the gene TMEM252, whose product is annotated as transmembrane protein 252. Lineage: Eukaryota; Metazoa; Chordata; Aves; Psittaciformes; Psittacidae. The transcript has 2 exons. The record is from RefSeq and is a predicted model, not a curated record. The coding region runs from base 16 to 801 and encodes 261 amino acids.
AUAAAAUAACAACGCAUGAAGAUGAGAAGCACAGCUGAGAGAGCCAGCAAGCAAACAGCAGGCAGAAACCAAGUGCUGUGUCUGCUGGGAAAGAUGCCAAAAGGUGCUUUUACCUUCAUUCGUCUUUUAGUGUUCUUACUCAGUUUCUCCACUAUGUGUCUGGGGGUCUUGUGCAUUUCAACGAGUUCUUCUACCUGCAGAUGUGGAAAUAAUGAGCUGGCGUUUUAUUGCCUGUUGGCUUUGGGGUUCUUUCUCCUUGUGGCUGGCAUUUUCUGGAGCACUUUCCAUGAAGUCUUGAAAUACAGGGGCCUCAGCAGCAUCUUCAUACUAAAUCCAAGCCUUAGAGAGCUACGUGUCAGCACUACAGACAGGCCUGAUUUCUAUCCACCCCCCUAUGAGUACAGCACAGAUCCUGAAAAACAGACCAGCCCAUUGCCAGUUGCCUCUGCACUAAAACAGCAAGAAGUCUUCAGUAUCCCUCCACCUCUGUAUAGUGAAAGCAGCGCGGAGUUCAUCAGUGAAACCAAUGAGCAGGAACAGCCACCACCAUAUGAAUUGCUUGCGCAGCAGCUACAGCAGGAGCAAACAGAUGACCAAAAGCCAAAACCUGAAGGGGAGUCAAAUACUCAUCCAUUCACACAAGAAAACAGUUACCAACAGGAUGCAGACAGACAGGGGACCUCAGAAAGAGCAACGGCUGUCAAAACACCUGAGACAGGCAGCAGUCAAAGUCCUGCAGCUGUGAAACAAAGAAAACUGGAAGAAGACGUAUCAGUGAUCCCUAAACAGUGCACCAUGUAGGCUAAAAUUGCCCAGGAAAACCAUUGACUAUUUGUGUGUUUGAGUGGAGGUGGAGGGGAUAUAUAUACAUGUGUUCAGUAUUUCAAAGCAGAAUGAAUCUCCAUAGAGAUAGAAAUGAUGAGGCUGUAUCUUGUAACAGUGAACAUCACUGGCAAUAGGAAUUUCCUAUGCUGCAAGAUAAAAGCAUCAUGCUGUAAUUAAUCUUAAAUGUCUUGUGCCUCAAAUGGAGUUUUGUCUGAAAGUCUUUGUGGUUUUGUAACAUUAGCUGACUUGGGAAACCUACUAACUCAGCUUUUAUUUGGAAAUUGUAAAUUAUAUUUUUAACUGAUUAUUUUUGUAUCAUAUGCCUUCCAAGUUACCUGGUUUAUUUUGGAAUAGUAACAGCCGGUAUUUUACCACUGAAUUCAUGAAUAAAUUUUGUAUUUAAAACA